UGUUUGGGAUGUGGGAUCCCUCUAUUUUCUCAUUAGAUUCUGGCCCAGCAGAUCUGAAACAAAACUGCUCUUCUCUCUUUCUGGAUAUUCUUCUGUCUGGGGAUAAUUAGGCUAAGUUUUCAUCUGCAAUCUUCAAUGGCAGUAGAGAAGUGCCCACUUCCUUGUUUGGCUUGUAUUCACUGUUUGUCUUUCUGUUCUGGUUCUCGGACAGCUUAGAUAGGAGGAUCACCAAUUCACCAUAUGAGGAAUGGGAACUGAAAUACAGUCAAAGAUGUAUCUACCAGGAUAUUAUACCAUACCGACUCUAACUAGCAAUGUUGGCCAUGGUGGAUGGUCCCUACUCCACCAGAACAAAACCUUGAAGAAUGGGCAACACCAUGACAUACUCUCGACGAGGCUAGUUGUUGAUGGAUUUCAUGAAUGCAGUAAGGAACAAGUGAAGCAAAUGAUAUUAAAGCAUGAAUCUAUGUUCAAACAUCAGCUCAAUGAACUUCAUCGUCUUUAUAAAAGGCAAAAGGACUUGAUGGAUGAGAUAAAAAGCAAAGAGGUGCUCAAACAUCAAAAAGCAGCAGCGGCAUCACAACUACCUCUUUUUUCAUCUGGUUUUCCCUUGGUUGGUUCCGAUUAUCAUAAACCAUCUAUGUCGACUACUGGUAUUAGCAGCCAAUCAUAUUGUAUUUCUAUUGCAAACACCCAGCCAACCAGUUGUGGCCCCAACCAAAGUGGAGUCAAAAAGCUCCAUAGGAGAUUGUUCAACCUGGAACUUCCUGCUGAUGAAUAUAUCAGCGAUGGAGAACCAGAAGGAGUAUUAUUGGGACCAGCAACCGAAACUUAUCCUCAUAUCAGGAGAAAUGAAGCUAAAGUGUUAUUUAAUCGCUAUGCUGAAGCAUCUAGCAAUAACAGUGGUCCUUUGAGCUCUGGUUUGUAUUUAGAGAGAAGCUAUAUGACCACUCUAAAUGAAUCCAUUCAGGUUGACAAAAUGUCUGCCUCAACGAACGUGUACAAAGGUGUCUGGCCUUUUCCAAAGAAGUUUCCAGAGAAUCCACAGUUGGGAAAGGAUGGAGGAGUUAGUACUCUGCAUUUGAAGAAUGAAAGCAACCAAAGGGAAUGGUUAACAAAUGCUCCCAAGGAGGAUCAAACAAAAACUUAUUUUGGUGGAAGCUUUGGCCUUCCAGAUUCUAAGAAGCCUUGUGAACCAUCAUAUACUGAAGCUAGGAAAGCAUGUGAGCCUGCCAAGAGGACAAUUUUCGGUAUAGAAAUAUCAGACAGAGAUUUAAAGUCAUCUGCUGAGGCUUCUAAGUCUUAUGCGGCAACCAUUUCCGAGUCGCUUCCUACUUGGGCAGGACCUCCUAGCAGCUUGAGCAACAACUGGACAUCAGUUCAAGCGAACAGUUUUACCUCCACACGCUCUAAUAGGGCUUCAAUUAUGUUGCAGCAGAAACCUGAAGUUACCAUUGAGAGAUUGCUUUUAGAUUGCAAUUCCAUAUCAUCAACUCCAGGUCUGAAAGGUGAACUGUCACACCAGAAUGGUGUCUGCUUUCGUACCAAGAUUGAGAGCAAUGAAUUACAAAGUUAUAAGCCUCUAAUCAGCGUAGGCUUCCCCUAUGCAGAUGGUUUUACACCAAAUGCUGCUCAGUGGCACUAUUCGAGUGGAGGUUGCAGGCCGGAUGCAAAGCCUUCAACUUAUGUGCAUGAUAAUAAAUUUGUCCAGAGACUGGGGAACCAAGAAGCCCCACAAGGAAGAUUGCAUUGGCUUGAAUCUGCUUCACUUUGUAAAGGUCCUGUUGCUUCAGCAGUUGACAAUGACAUUUCUGUUAAAGUUGGGUUUGUUAAAGGCGAUGCAAUUCAUGAUCAUGCACCACUUAUGUGUAGAGAGCAACUCGAAGCACAGAAUGACAAAGCUCACGCAGGGCAUCAAAUAGACUUGAACAGAUGUUUAACUGAAGAAGAAACUCCAAUAGAUGUGCAGGCAGCAGUAAUAGUUGCAGGAGAUGUCAAUGUUGGAGAAGUUUCUGAGGAAAAAAAAUGUAAAGAAGAGGCUCAUGAUGGCCUAAUUAGCGUUGCGGCUAAGGCUCUGGUUGCCAUCUCAUCACAAGCUCAUACGAUGCAAGAAAAUGCUGCACAUUGUCUUGACCAAAUAAGCUCUUGCCGUGAAGGAGAUGUGACUGUCGUUGACAACUCCCUUCUGUGGUUUGCAGAAAUAGCUUCUUCAAACGAACAAAAUCUUGGACAGACGGAUGAAGAUUCCUCUCUGAACUCAAUGGAUUACUUUGAGUACAUGACAUUAAAUAUGGCAGAAACCAAGAUAGAUCAUUGCUGCAAUGUGGCCCCGGAAAACCCAAAAGAAGAAAUGUCAUUGUCAAAGCGGCCACAAAGGGGCCAGACGAGGAGAGGGAGGCAAAGGAAGGAUUUCCAGAGGGACGUUCUCCCUGGUAUUGCUUGUUUGUCAAGAAAUGAGGUGACUGACGAUCUUCAAACAUUUGAAGGGUCAAUUAGAUCAAGUGGUGGUAGCUGGCAGUCUGGUUUUUCACAGAAAAAUGCUGGUAAGCCUAGCGGGGGAAGAGGGAGGAAGCGUUUGGGAACUUGCACACUAUCCCCUACUAGUACUGUACAGGGAGGAGUUAGUCAGCCUCAGAUGGAGCAGCAGCCUCAAUGUGUGUUGCUGCAGGAGCCUGAGGAAAGAAAUACGGCAGUGACAGGCUGGGGUAAGAGGACAAGGCGUCCACCGCGGCAGAGAUAUCCGAUUUAUAGUCCUGUUUCUCAAAAAUAAAGGAGAUCAUUCAUUCAAUUAGUGUACUUGUAUGAUGAAUCAUAUAAUAAGUUCAUAGAAAAGUGAUGCUGAACUGAAAAGUGUAACAUUGCUGCAAGACUCAAGAGUGUGAUAGAGCU
This is a messenger RNA of Argentina anserina (silverweed cinquefoil), 2889 nucleotides long. RefSeq lists its product as uncharacterized. The coding region runs from base 248 to 2770 and encodes 840 amino acids. The transcript has 4 exons. The record is from RefSeq and is a predicted model, not a curated record. NCBI's taxonomy places the organism in Eukaryota, Viridiplantae, Streptophyta, Magnoliopsida, Rosales, Rosaceae.